Molecule: messenger RNA, 3599 nt
Organism: Pangasianodon hypophthalmus (striped catfish)
Lineage: Eukaryota; Metazoa; Chordata; Actinopteri; Siluriformes; Pangasiidae
Product: cadherin-related family member 1-like
Exons: 16
Biological process (GO): homophilic cell-cell adhesion
Cellular component (GO): plasma membrane
Molecular function (GO): calcium ion binding
Source: RefSeq, a predicted model, not a curated record
UCCACAUUCACAGCACAGAGCGAUUACGCACCAUAUUUCUAUGACAAUGGGCCCCAGAGUAACAACGGUAAUCUGGCAUUGUUCAGUCUUUCAGAGGACACGCCAAAGGGAACACAUAUAUAUGUUCUGAAUGGAACUGAUCCAGAGGGACAGCCCGUAAGAUAUGGCCUGGGCUUUGAUCCAGGAUCUAAAGAAUACUUUAGUGUUGAUCCCAUAUCUGGGAUAGUUACUCUGGUAGAGGAACUUGACAGAGAGAUACAGGAUGAGAUUGGGGUCCUUGUCAGUAUUUCUGAUGACUUUAAUAAAGUAGUAGAAAAAGUGAGGGUGUUUGUGAUGGAUGCCAAUGAUGAGGAGCCACAGUUUCAGAACCUGCCCUCCAUUGUGGACGUGCCAGAGAGCACACCCUCUGGGAGCAGUAUAUUUAAAGUGCAGGCUGUGGAUAGAGAUACAGGCUCAGGUGGAUCUGUCACCUACUUUCUUCAAAGCACUGGCCCAAACACUAAGUUUGCUAUUGACCGCCACAGUGGAGUGUUAAGGAUAAAAGUGGGUGAGGCUCUAGACUAUGAGAGAGUGAGGACACAUUUUGUUACUGUGGUGGCAAAGGAUGGAGGCGGAAGUUAUAAUGGAAGGGAACAGGUGAUGUCAUCGUCUGCUACCUUGACAAUUAAUGUGAUUGACAGUCAGGACACUCCUCCCAGUUUUGUUGGUACACCAUACUUUGGCUACGUCUAUGAAGUCUCUUCACCUGGAUCUGAAAUAUUCACUGUUUUUGCCCAAGAUGGAGAUGUAGAAACUCCUAAUCCAAUUAUUUAUUCUCUUGAAAGUGGAGCUGAUGGUGUAUUUAGCAUCAACAAAACAAGUGGCUGCAUCACUCUCCUAGCCUAUCCAGAUAAUUUAAGAAAGGAAAUGUUUAAUAUCAAGGUCAAGGCUUCAGAGGUGAAUUCACAGGGAAGUGUCAUGGACUUUGCUAUCACCACUGUAACUAUUCGAGUAAUGGACCUGAACAACCACCCCCCUACCUUUUAUGGUGAGAAUGGCCCACAGGACACCUUUGAGUUGACCAUGUAUGAACAUCCUCCAGAGGGAGAGAUAUUGAGGGGCUUGAGGAUUACAGUCAAUGACUCAGACCAGGGCGCAAAUGCAAAGUUCAACCUAAGGCUGGUGGGACCAGGUCAUAUGUUACGAGUGGUCCCACAGACUGUCCUUAAUGAAGCUCAAGUCACUUUAUUAGUAGAAGACUCCACUGCAAUAGACUAUGAGAAAUUCCAGUUUCUGACAUUCAAGAUUCUUGCAGUGGAAAUUGAUACCCCCGAGAGAUUCAGUGCCACCGCAGAUAUAGUCAUACACUUGCUUGACACUAACGAUAACGCUCCAAGAUUCUCCUCUGAUUUCUAUAUUGCACGAGUCCCAGAGAACUCACCUGGUGGCUCCAAUGUUGUGUCUGUGACAGCUAAGGAUCCAGACUCUGGUUUGUGGGGUGUUGUCAAAUACUCCAUCCAUGGCUCAGGAUCAGAUCUCUUCUUCAUCCAGUCAGAUUCAGGGAUCAUCUACACCCAGCCCUGGGCCAGUCUGGACGCUGAGGUGAAGUCCAAGUACAAUUUCUUCAUUAAGGCUGAGGACACAGAGGGAAAAUACAGCCUUGCUGAAGUUUUUGUCACAGUUCUGGACCUCAAUGAUCAUCGACCAGAGUUCAAUGAGAAUAUUUUAGAGAAAACAAUGAUCAUUGGCGCACCAGUGAAAAUAGAGGCAAUAGAUGAUGAUGCAGAGGAGCCAAACAAUGUUAUUGAGUAUUCAAUCAUGAAAGCAGAACCGGACAAUAUAUUUGACAUCAAUGCAGACACAGGAGAGAUCAGAUUGAAGCCCUACAUCAAGUCAAUGGACAUAGUGCAAAACAUCACAAAUCAGAAAGACUGCACGUGGUCUGUGGUGGUCCAGGCCAGAGACAGAGGCUCCCCGUCUUUCAGUACAACCACACUUGUGAAAAUUGAUAUCACAGAAGCGACUCGACUCAAUGGCCCAUUGCCAUCCUUUUUAAUGAAAAGUCGAGAAAAUCCCAUGCAAAUCCUUGGCAUGAUCGCAGCUGUCAUUAUAGCUUUGGUUUUUGUGACUGUCUUGAUCUCUACGGCUAUUUUCAUGCGUAAUAAAAAGUCUAACAAGGUCUUGCCUUCUCGACGGAUCAUCAGAAGAAAACUUAGGCAACACAAGCAGUGGAACUUCCAUAAUCCCUUCAAACAACAGAACAAUAGUGAAAGGUUCAUGAAAGAAUCUGAGGUCCCAGAGAAUGUCAACUGUAACAAUAACAAUGUGUGUGUGCAUCACUCCCUACCUCUGCCACCUCCACUGCCAGGCUAUUCCAGACUCGGAGAGCGACCUUGGGCAGUAUCAUCCGUCUCUGCAACAGUGGCAAAGAGGAAUAAACAGAGCCACGUCAACACAGCGCUGGUUUCUGAGCUCAAAUUAAGACUUCAGCAGAAGAAAUUGAUGAACCAAUGCUAGUGCUUUGAGUAUAUGUGUAUAUUUGAGAUGUGCACAUUUGUACACACUCUACACUAAUGUUCAGUGGGGAUGUAAGAAGUGUGUAAAUUUUGCCAAUCAUCUGGUCAUAUAUCAUAUGAUAUGAGAAAUACAUGACUUACUUGUCCUAAGGACAAGAUCUCAGCCUAUAUUUCUGUUUCACUGCCAAUCAUAUGAGCCAAUUAGUUUUUAACGCUAUGUAAGUUGGUAGCAGGCUCCCACCAAACUAAUCUGCCAUUUAUUGUAAAAAAUAAAAUAAAAUAAAAUAAAAUACCUUACUUGAAAUUCUACUGAAUUUUAUGAUAGGCAGAUUUGAUCAGAAGUUGAGUCUUCUGGUUUCUUUAUCUUUUGGAUUAUAACAAGAUUGGUUAAAUUGUCACAAUGCCAAAUUAUUUCCAGUGAAUUGUUGUUUUUCCAUACUUUGAUAUUUUGAUCAUUUUAUUAUUUCCAAAUAUUCUAGAUAGUUUUCUAGUUAUUGUAUGCAUUCAGGACAGUUUUGAUAGACAAUAAUUUACAAAAUGGUUUUGUCACUCACACAAUGUUAUUUUAUAUACAUAUAGUUGACAAAUUAAAGGGAAAAAACAACUUAAUGUGUCUUAGUAUGGUGUUGGGCCAUCAUGAGCUGAACAACAUCCAUGUACUUUGGCAUUGAUUCUGCAAAUCCCUGGGACUGUACAGGACCAUUCUUCUUAAAGAUAUUCUCUCAGGUGUUUUGAUGAUGAUGGUGGAGAACACUGUCUAAAACAAUGCUCCAAAAUCCCCUAGGUGUUCAAUUUGGUUGAGAUCUGGUGACUUUGAUGGCAAUAGUAUAUGUGUUACAUCAUUUUCAUGCUCAUCAAACCAAUCAGUGAGACCUCAUGCCCUGUGGAUAGGACAUUAGAAGAGACCACUCCCAUCAGGAUACAAAUGUUUCAUCAUAGGACAAAGGUGAUCAGUCCAAAGAACUUUGAAUUGAUUUGCAGUAACCCUUCCCUCCAAGGGAUAAAAUUUCCUAAUUUUCUCCUGCCAUUGUUAAUCAUGUGGCUAACAAAAAGGAAUCUUUAUUAUACAGUACAUGCUAUAUGUUGUUUAUACAACUAUCUGUA